Messenger RNA from Symbiodinium sp. CCMP2456, 1698 nucleotides. NCBI's taxonomy places the organism in Eukaryota, Dinophyceae, Suessiales, Symbiodiniaceae. The record is from the annotation of a GenBank genome assembly.
AUGCCCCCGCAGUCCCAAGUAACAUAUCUCUAUGAUCUGACCGAAGUUCCUGCCGGCUGGCCGCUGGAGACCGUCAUCGACACCUUCGUCCACUUGGCUGCCUAUACAAACCAUGGUCGAGCAGAUCGAGCUCGUGACGCGGUGAGCCGCCGGCUGGUGGAGCUCUGGGCCUCACGGCCGGAGGAGGCGCAGGCCUGGCUUAUGAAGUGGGAGCGCUUUGCGAAGGGACAGCUCAGCCAGGCGCUGCUCCGGCACGGGGCGGCUGAGCGGGGCAAGUACGGGAAGACCACGUGGCGCUUCUCGGAGGCGGGGCUGCUUCGAGGAGAGCCGGGUGACUCAGCGGAGGAGCACGAGCACCAUGCGGCUUGGUACCUGCAGCAGCCCCACAUUCACGCUCGCUGCCGGGAGCUUGCGGAGCGGCUCGAGGCGGCAGACGGCCCGGAGAUGAAUAGCAAGCGGCAGAAGCUCGAGGAGGAGACUUCCUUGCGCCGUCGCCUUGAAGCGGAGCUCCAAAAGUCGCAGGAGGAGGGCCGACAGGUCAGCAAUCGCCUGGCUGCGGCUGAGGUGCAGGUGUCCAGCAAGGCCACGGAGCUGCAAGCUGCGCAGAGUGAGAGCGCCAAGUGCAAGGAGCAAUGUGAAGAGCUCGCAAACCGCACCGCAGCUGCAGAGUCCGCGGCGGCGGAGAUGCGGCAGCAGCUCCGGCAGUUGCAAGAAAAGCAUAGCAAGUGCCAGGAGCGCUGCGAGGAGCUCUUGGCCCGUUUGGAGGCAGAAGCAGUUGAGCAUGCCAGCUCACAGGAGCGUCUCUCGCAAGCCGAGUCCGAUGCUGCCGGAAAGGAGGUGGAGCUCCGGCGGCUGCAGGAGGAGAGCCGUGGGUUUCGGGAGCGCUGCCAGCUCGCGGAGGCGCGCUUCGCUGAGGCCGGGAGCCAGGCCGAGCUGCAGCUCGAGAACGCAGUGCUCCAGAAGCAGCUGGAAAAGGCAGAGGCUGAGAGAGCGGGGAUGCUCGGGCAGCUUCUAGACGUGCGGGAAGAGAGGGGCAUGUACAAGGAGCGCAUCCGUCAGCUCGAGCACCAGCUUUGUGCAAAGAAACAAGUGCAAGGGUCCCAUCAGUUGAGCGGCGCCAGGUCUGGUCACACCCUGCAUUGCGAAGCUCCCGUCGACGAAGCCUCCAACAACCAGGAACCGGAUCUUGCCGAGCAGCUGGGGGACGACGAUGGCACAGCCUCUUCGGUCUUGAGCCACUCCUCCUGGUUCUCUUUGAAGCCGGACUCCAUGAAACCCCAGUGCUUCAUGGUCGAUGCCAUCUUCAAGACGCGCAGCUUCGGGGCGGACUUCUUCUUGAUGGGGCGAGACCUCAAGAAAGGGUCGCAGGUGGUGGCCGGAGAUGAUGCAGCUAUCCUGGAGGUGGCCAAGAAGCCGGAGAUCUGCGACGCCAGCGAGGUCGUGGAGUUGCAGGCCGGCAUUGCAACUUUGCGGGUGACUCCGGACCACUUGGUGCAGGUCGCCGAUGCGAAGGGCGAGGUGGAAGAGAGCCUCUACGUUGAGGCUGGCAAGCUGAAGGCCGGCGACCUGGUGAUGCUCGACUCAGGCGAGGGGUUGGCUAUGCCCUUGGUAAAAGGCGACGCGGCGGCCCUUACCAGCGUCACCAUUCGGCCGCUGGCCUGCCAGGUGAUGAAGAUCGUCUUUGAGCCCUACCUGCCC